Cynocephalus volans (Philippine flying lemur) is the source of this 2101-nucleotide messenger RNA. RefSeq names its product LRP2 binding protein (gene LRP2BP). Lineage: Eukaryota; Metazoa; Chordata; Mammalia; Dermoptera; Cynocephalidae. Bases 683 to 1810 code for a protein of 375 amino acids. Gene Ontology annotation, molecular function: protein binding. The record is from RefSeq and is a predicted model, not a curated record. The transcript has 10 exons.
AAACGCGGGAGCGCUCAGUCGCGCUUCGCCGACGCGGCCUUUGGAAUCCGCUGUGCGUGGGACUGCCACCACGUCCCCCUCCUCACGCCGCGUCCUUCUGCCUCACGUUCCAAAUCGGCCCAGGCGAGGUUCGGGAGAUGUUGGAAGAAGAAGCGAGAGCUGGGGCUCCGGAGAGGCAGCUCAAGUGAAUCUCAGGGCAGGGCUUUUACCACAGGAACAAGCCCCGUCCCCCUCCCGAAGUCGAGGGUGUGGUUAGAGCGGGCGGGUCCGGGGAUUCCUGUCAGACACCCCGCCGCUGGGCCUGUCCCCUCGCGGGGCGGGCCCCAGACACCCACCGCACUCGCGGCCUGGGGGAGCGUCCGGAGUCCAAGGAGAGUUUGCGGAGACCGGGGCGUCCCGCCUCGUUCGUAAGAGAGAGGCGGAGGACGGAGAAGGCCGGGCCUGCCUGUUCCGGCCUCGGGGCUCUUUCCGCCGCCAAGGCUGACCGCCACGCCGCGCUCGCGGGACGCGGGGCUGGGAAACGGCGCUCUCGGAGCUCUUCAUGCUGUCUAGCCUGAGUCAUUCCUUUCUGUAAAACAUUGGAAACCGACUACCUGCCUUCCAGUGGUAGCCACCGACGACAGUCCCUUGAUUCUCUUCCUAAGCAUUCUUUUCAGACCCUCUCCAGCUCUCCUUUUGAGCUAUGGCAACAAAAGCCAUGUGCAGUCUUACAACCACAGAGGUCAACAAGAGUUUAAGUAAGAACACACAUUGCAGAAACAGGAUGAAGUUGUCCAGUGAAAAGUUGCCCAGGAACCCCUUUUAUACCUCUGUAUCCAAGUAUGUUGCUAAGAACCAAAAAGUCUUCGAAUGGAGAAAAGAAAAGACUGAUCAUUAUAGCCACGCUAAUUUGUUGGAUAAGGCAUUGCAGCUCUUGAAGGAAAGAAUAGUAAGAGGGGACAUGCUGGCAUAUUUCCUACGAGGUCAACUAUAUUUUGAAGAGGGAUGGUAUGAAGAAGCCUUAGAACAGUUUGAAGAAAUCAAGGAAAAAGAUCAUCAAGCAAUUUACCAGCUAGGAGUCAUGUAUUAUGAUGGGCUGGGCACCACUGCAGAUGCUGAAAAAGGAGUGGACUAUAUGAAGAAAAUUCUUGAUUCUCCAUGUCCCAAAGCAAGACACUUACAAUUUGCAGCUGCUUACAACCUCGGAAGAGCUUAUUAUGAAGGAAAAGGUGUUAAACAAUCAAAUGAGGAAGCUGAAAGACUGUGGCUUUUUGGGGCAGACAAUGGAAAUCCAAAAGCUAGUGUGAAGGCUCAAAGUAUCCUAGGAUUGUACUAUUCAACAAAAGAGCCUAAAGAAUUAGAAAAGGCAUUUUACUGGCAUUCAGAAGCAUGUGGCAACGGAAAUCUGGAAUCCCAGGGUGCACUUGGUCUUAUGUACUUCUAUGGACAAGGCAUCCGCCAGGACACAGAAGCUGCCCUGCAUUGCUUAAGAGAAGCAGCAGAACGUGGAAAUGUCUAUGCUCAAGGGAAUCUUGUGGCGUAUUACUAUAAGAUGAAAUUUUUUACAAAGUGUGUUGCAUUUUCCAAAAGGAUUGCCGACUAUGAUGAGGUUCACGACAUCCCCAUGAUAGCCCAGGUCACGGACUGUCUCCCAGAGUUCAUCAGCAGAGGGAUGACCAUGGCAUCUUUCUACCAUGCACGAUGUCUUCAGCUUGGCUUGGGUAUCACAAAGGAUGAAGCAACAGCUAAACACUAUUAUUCUAAAGCUUGUCGUCUGAAUCCUGCAUUGGCAGAUGAACUUUACUCCUUACUUAUUCGUCAAAGAAUUUAGACUACAAAGCAUUUCAACAAAGAUCAUCAAUCCUAACACCAUACAAUGUGUGUAUUUUUAUAGUAGCUAUGUUUGGUUAUUUUCUGCAUCACAAGUUACAUUAUCCUGGGUAUUUUACAGGUGACAUGUUACCUGCAUUCUUAAAUUCAUAUGCUAAAAUUUUUGCAACUUGAAGCCUAGAUCCAGGAUCAAAUUUCUGGAAGAGUCCUCAAAGAUCCACCUUUUAGCCUACAGACUAGCCUAGACUACAGUAAAUAUUGAAACCAUUCCACAAAGCAAGUAUUAUUUUCC